UUUUAAAAAAGUUCUUAAGUUAACAAACUAAAGGUUUUAAAUUCAGUUUUCUUAUGGACUUCGACUGUUUCAAUUCUGAUGAAAAAUAGUUUGUUGCUUCAGAAUAUUUGGCAAAUCAGAGACAACAACGAGAGCAACACUGCUGUUCCAAACUGAAUGGAACCAAAACAGAAUGAUUGCCAUGAGUUUAGUAUUUUUAAAGGUAUUCAACCUUCUUCACAUAAUUUAGUUUCGCGUGAAAAACUACUCCGUGAAAUUCAAAAUUAUUUUUUACAAGAUGCAAACAAGUCAGCUUUAGCAUUAUGUGGUAUGUCGGGUGUUGGAAAGACACAAGUUGCCAGAAAUUUUUGUGAAAUUUAUCAAAACUUUUAUAAAAACUUUGUUUGGAUAGAUGCAGCAUUUGGAAAGUUACAAACUUCAAUAAAAAACCAUUGUCAAAUAUUAGGAUUGGAAGUUUGUGAUUCAAAAGGUGAUUUUAAUGUAGAAGUGAUUGUUGAAAAAAUUCACAACUAUUAUAAAAAUGAAAAGACUUUGUAUAUUUUUGACAAUGUCGACGAUGAAAGUGCUAAAAAUUUAGCAAUCUACAUUUCAAAAAAACCAAAUUCAUUUACGUUGAUAACUUCUCAAUGGAGAAUGUGGUCGAAUAGUGUAAAUAAAAUCCAUGUUGAUGUUUUUUCUUGUAAAGAAGCAUUAGCUUAUGUAAAAAAUAGUAUUAAAGAAAACAGUGAUGAAAACAUAAGAAACUUAAUUGAAGAACUUGGUUAUCAUCCGUUUGCUAUUACUCAGGCAAUAAAAUAUAUAAAUAUAUACGAAAUUUCGAUAGAAAAAUACUUAAAACGAUAUAAAUCAAAUCCUUCCGAAAUAUUAGACAAUAAUAACUUUCCAACCGAUAAAGAACCAAAAUCCGCAAUAAAAGCAAUUAAUUUAGUUUUAAUAAAAUUAGAAAAAACUAAACCCUUUCCAUUUAAGAUGUUAAACUGUUUAUCUCAUUGCGACGGUCAAAGCAUCAGUAAACAACUGAUCACCCAAAUCUCAAAUCACAUGCAAAUAAACGAAGAGUAUUUAAUUGAUGAAGCCAUUAUAUUACUAAUGAAUUAUUCUUUACUAAACUGUUUUGAUGAUAAAAAAUAUUCAAUGCACGAAAUAACACAAUUGACUUGUAGAGGUUUUCAAAAUAGGAAUUCAAUUACAAAUACGUAUCUUGAUCUAAUCGAAAACUAUUUUAAAUUUGAAUUGAGCGAAGUAAAAGAUCACAUGGGUUAUGGAAACCAUUUUGUUUUUCAUUUUAUCCAUAUGUUUCGUCAUAACGGAAAAAGAUGUUCAAAAAUCUUCCAUGAUAUGACAACUUCUAUCGAAAAAAUAUUGGUAUGUAAAGGUUUAUUUGAAGAAGCAAUAGAAGUAUUAAAAGCUAUUCAAAAUUUUAAUACAGAAACUAAAGGUGAAAAUGAUAAACUAACGCUUGAUACAAAACAUAAUAUCGCAAACUGCUUGCGCAAAAUGGGGAAAAAUAACGAAGCUUUAGAAAUUUAUAAUUCUGUAGAAAAAAUACAAACUGAAAUUUUAGGUAUCAACCAUCCAGAUACAAUGACAACAAAACAUAAUAUUGCAAACUGUUUGAGCAAAAUGGGAAAAUAUAACGAGGCUUUGGAAAUUUAUAAUUCUGUUGAUAAAAUACAAACUGAAAUUUUAGGUAUCAACCAUAUAGACACAAUGACAACAAAACAUAAUAUCGCAAACUGUUUGAGCAAAAUGGGAAAAUAUAACGAAGCUUUGGAAAUUUAUAAUUCUGUUGAUAAAAUACAAACUGAAAUUUUAGGUAUCAACCAUCCAGAUACAAUGGAAACAAAACAUGAUAUGGCAUGCUGUUUGAACGAUAUAGGAAAAUAUUACGAAAGUUUAGAAAUUUAUUAUUCUGUUGAUAAAAUACAAACUGAAAUUUUGGGUAUCAACCAUCCAGAUACAAUGAGAGCAAGAAAUAAUAUUGCACUCUGUUUGAACAUUAUGGGAAAAUACAACGAAGCUUUAGAAAUUUUUAAUUUUGUUGAAAAAAUACAAACUGAAAUUUUAGGUAUCAACCACCCAGAUACAAUAGAAACAAAACAUAAUAUCGCAUACUGUUUGAACGAUAUGGGAAAAUAUAACGAAGCUUUAGAAAUUUAUUAUUCUGUUGAUAAAAUACGAACUGAAAUUUUAGGUAUCAACCAUCCGUCAACAUUGACAACAAAACAUAAUAUCGCAAGCUGUUUUUACAAUAUGGGAAAAUAUAACAAAGCUUUAGAAAUUUAUCAUUCUGUUGAUAAAAUAAAAACUGAAACUUUAGGUACCAACCAUCCGUCAACAAUGACAACAAAACAUAAUAUAGCAAACUGUUUGAAUAAUAUGGGAAAACAUAACGAAGCUUUAGAAGUUUAUUAUUUUGUUGAUAAAAUAGAAACGGAAAUUUUAGGUAUUAACCAUCCGUCAACAAUGACAACAAAACAUAGUAUCGCAAACUGUUUAAACCAUAUGGGAAAAUAUAACGAAGCAUUAGAAAUCUAUUAUUAUGUUGAUAAAAUAAAAACUGAAAUUUUAGGUAUCAAGCACCCUGAUACAAUGACAACAAAACAUAAUAUUGCAAACUGUUUGAACAAUAUGGGAAAACAUAACGAAGCGUUAGAAAUUUAUUAUUUUGUUGAUAAAAUUCAAACUGAAAUUUUAGGUACCAACCAUCCGUCAACGAUGACAACAAGACAUAAUAUUGCAAACUGUUUAAACAAUAUGGGAAAAUAUAGCGAAGCUUUAGAAAUUUAUUAUUUUGUGGAUAAAAUUAAAACUGAAAUUUUAGGUAUCAACCAUCCGUCAACAAUGAGAACAAAACGUAGUAUCGCAAACUGUCUAAAAAAACGGCCAACGAGUUGUUUAACUAUGUGAUUAUUAUUUUAUUUUUAAUAUAUUUAUUUAUUUAUAUGAUGUAUAUUUUCAUAAGUUUUAUUAU
This is a messenger RNA of Hydra vulgaris (swiftwater hydra), 2974 nucleotides long. RefSeq lists its product as uncharacterized. The record is from RefSeq and is a predicted model, not a curated record. NCBI's taxonomy places the organism in Eukaryota, Metazoa, Cnidaria, Hydrozoa, Anthoathecata, Hydridae. Gene Ontology annotation, molecular function: ADP binding; protein binding.